Messenger RNA from Apis mellifera (honey bee), 2403 nucleotides. RefSeq names its product mitoferrin-1. The transcript is spliced from 5 exons. The coding region runs from base 532 to 1506 and encodes 324 amino acids. The record is from RefSeq and is a predicted model, not a curated record. Gene Ontology annotation, molecular function: ferrous iron transmembrane transporter activity. Gene Ontology annotation, biological process: iron import into the mitochondrion. Lineage: Eukaryota; Metazoa; Arthropoda; Insecta; Hymenoptera; Apidae. Gene Ontology annotation, cellular component: mitochondrial membrane.
CCAACCACGUGGUUGAAUACGACGCAUGCGUGACACGUGCGCGUACAUCUAACCUCACCAAACGAAUGUAUGACGACGACGACCCGUAAUCGUAUCGCGAAGAAUGCCAGUAUGUAUCGAGUUCCGUAACGAUUCAAAUAAACAAUCAAAUGCAAACGCCAUGUAUCCCCAUAUUUUAAGAAAAUAGUGUAAGAAAAUAAAAUAACUUAUAUGUGGCGUGAAUACCAGGAGGGGACUAUACAUUGUAAAUUUACUAUUAUCGUGAGUAGCAGGCUUUUCAACUCCAAUACGUUCCAUUAAGACACGAUCAACGAAUACGAUUACGUCUCAUUAUUUCGAAAGAACGAACGUUAUCCUCAUAUCCUUUUGAAUGAAUGUUUCGGCGAUUACAAAGCAAAUGUUGCUACAUAAACGAUAAAUCGGCAUCAAUUAUUGCCGAAUGCGUGUUGUCUACUUCAAAAGAGUGCAUAUAAAAAUUGCGGCAUUUUAAAGCUGCGAAUUGAAAAUUACGUUAAAGCAUCUUCAGGAAAUAUGAAUACUGAAAUUUAUGAGACUUUACCUACAUCAUCUGUGGCUGUACAUAUGACAGCAGGCGCAUUUGCCGGAAUUAUGGAACAUUGUGUUAUGUAUCCACUUGACAGUGUUAAGACAAGAAUGCAAGCAUUAACACCAAAUGCAGGUGUAAGAGGUGGAGUAAGAACUGUUCUAAGGAGAAUGGUACAACAAGAAGGUUUUUUGAGACCAAUUCGUGGUAUGAGUGCAAUGGUUGUAGGAGCUGGUCCUGCACAUGCAUUGUAUUUUUCAUGUUAUGAAUUUAUUAAAAAUAAAUUUUUGAAUUCAAGAACAUAUUCUGAAUUGAAUGUAGCUCCUUAUGCAAUUGCUGGUUUUGUGGCAACACUUCUUCAUGAUGGUAUAAUGAAUCCAGCAGAAGUGGUUAAACAGCGAUUACAAAUGUAUAAUUCUCCUUAUCAAAAUGUUAUGACAUGUAUAAGAAAUAUAUAUAAAAAUGAAGGUGCAUAUGCAUUCUAUAGAAGUUAUACGACACAAUUGACUAUGAAUAUACCUUUUCAAACAAUCCAUUUUGUUACUUAUGAAGUUGCACAAGUUGUCACAAAUCCUAAUCAUAUUUAUAAUCCAAUAGCACAUAUGGUAUCAGGUGCAUUAGCAGGAGCUGUUGCUGCUGCAGUUACAACACCUUUAGAUGUUUGCAAAACACUUCUGAAUACACAAAAUGGUAUACAGGCUCAAGGCAUGAAAGAUGCUUUAAGAAUUGUGUAUAGAUAUGGAGGUUUAUCUAGCUAUUUCCGUGGUUUAAAUGCCCGUGUUCUUUAUCAAAUGCCAGCCACAACUAUUUGUUGGUCAACAUAUGAGUUUUUCAAAUAUAUAUUUCAAGAAAAAGAUGAUGGAUAUCGUGGACCAGAAGUUGAUAAUGAUUCUUCAAAUGAAAUUAAUCAGAACCAAAGUUCAAAUUCUAGAUUUCAUUUUCUAGUCUUUUUCAAGAUAUGAGCAUAUAUCUCAAUAAAAAUGCUCCAACCUCAGUGUUACUCGGUGUGACAACGAGUUAAGUAUUUUUGAAUCUUUACUGACACCAUUUGAACUGUAUGAAGAACUAUUGAAUGGUAGAUAAAAUAUCCGUUUUUUCAUAUUUGAAGAGUUUAUCAACAAUAUUUCGUUAAUUCAUCUACGCUAUUAUUACAUGUAUAUAAUAAUUCAUAAUGAAGAAAUACAUGUAUAAAUGAAAAUCCAUUUUGAGCCAAGUGCGGGACGCAAGCUCAACAAAAUAAGAAAAAUGAAUCAGAAAAUUUCUUUAGUUAUUUUUUAAUAUAUGACUAUUUAAUAAUGUAUAAUUACAAAUUAAUGACUGCAUUUUCUAGUACAUUGAAGUAAACGGCAAGUAGUAUUUUACAAAUAUUCACCAAAUCAUUAAAACAUUAUUAAUUGAUAUAAAAUCUAAAACAAGGAAUUGUUAAUAUUAAUAAAAAGAUAUUUUGUUUUUCUUAACAUAUUAUAAUAUUAAAUACUAUAAAGAUAUAGCAUCUUUGAAACUUUUAUUGAAUAUAAUAUUUUAUUAAAUAAAAUAAUUAACAAUGUAUUAUUUUAAAAAAUUAAUGAAAUACAAUUAUUAAUUAGUAAUAUUAUUUCAAAGAUAACAUAAUAUAAAUGUUGUGUAAAUGAUAGUUAUCCGAUAUUAAACGUACUAUCAUUCACCAUACCGUUUAUAUUAAUCAACAAAAAAUUCAUUAUGAAAAUUUAAAAAAGAUUAUAUAACAAACAUGCUAAAUUAUAUGUAAACUAUAUUCAAUUUAUUUAUGAAAUAGUUUAUAUACUUUUGUUAUAAAAUAAUUUAUGAAUUAUUCGCGUGAAUGUAUUUUUGGCGUUCAUAAAAUACGUGAUAAAAAAAAA